Messenger RNA from Paramuricea clavata, 561 nucleotides. The record is from the annotation of a GenBank genome assembly. NCBI's taxonomy places the organism in Eukaryota, Metazoa, Cnidaria, Anthozoa, Malacalcyonacea, Plexauridae.
AUGGAAAAUUCUGCAAACAAAACAAAAAUAUCAUCACUGCAAAAGAUUAAUAAAUUAACUGGAGUAAAUUGUUCCAUUGGUGCAACAGCAUUGAACGGAUAUAAACAGUUUUUGUUGCUUUGUAGUCUUAAUACUCGUUCAGUAUGUAACAAGACUGAUCAUAUUUUGGACUAUGUGUGUGACUGUAAAGCUGACUUGUUGGCUUUCAGGCAGACUUGGUUGACCAGAGAAGAUUCAGCUGUAAGGGUAAAUCUUUGUCCAGGUGGUUAUAAGUUUAUACACCAAUGUCGGGCUGGGCGGUGUGGAGGUGGCACUGGUCUGAUGUUUUGUGAUUUACUGAAUGUUAAGAAAGUGGACAGAGGUGAACAUGAUUCUUAUGAAUUCUUGGAAUGGCUGGUCAGCAAGAGCUCAUCAAACAAACUCCGGGUAGAUAUUAUUUAUCGCCCACCAUAUACUGAGGAACAUCCUAUGACUGUUACAAAUUUCUGCAAUGAGUUUGCAAGAUACAUGGAAUCCCUACUGUUAUCAAAGGAACAGCUUGUUAUGUUGUCAUGUGGAUGA